CCAAUGAUUGCCACAGCCAUUGUGGGUUAUCUCCUGUGGUGACUGCAGACUCAAGAGUUUCCUUCCCUGCUGCAUCUUGAGACCCACUGAUCUCACCAUUCUUGCAAUCCUCCCAUCAGCUUGCCCCUCUUCCCUCUUUCUUCUACUUCGAAGUAUCCUUUGAACCCCCCUGAAGACCUACCGGUGGAGCCAGAAUGGAGGACACUUACAAUAACAGGACUUCUCUGGUUAAGGGGGCCAAGGACAUAGUCAAGGAGGCCAAGCGGCAUGCAACCAAGAAAGUCAACAAGGCGGUGGACCGCGCCACAGACGAGUACUCAUCCCACCGCAACUACAGCCGAUUCCAGGAUGAGGAGGACGGUGACGAGGAUUUCUACCGGAACCCCCCGAGGCAGGAUGGAGAGGGCUACCAUGACAACGAGGAUGGCUCCAGCGAUGCCACAGAGGGCCACGAUGAUGAGGAUGAGAUCUACGAGGGCGAGUACCAGGGGAUCCCCUCGGCAGGAGAUAGCAAGCAUAAGGAGGGCCAGGUGGCACUGGGGCAGCCGAUGUCAGAUGCCACAAGGGACCGUAGGGAGCUGGAGCAGGAGAGACAGGCUGACGAGGAGGAGCUGGCCCAGCAGUACGAGCUGAUCAUCCAGGAGUGUGGCCACGGGAGGUUCCAGUGGCAGCUGUUCCUGGUGCUCGGGCUGGCGCUCAUGUCAGAUGGGGUGGAGGUGUUCGUGGUGGGCUUUGUGCUGCCCAGCGCAGAGACAGACAUGUGUGUGCCCAACUCCAGCUCGGGAUGGCUAGGCAGUGUUGUUUACUUGGGGAUGAUGGUGGGGGCGCUCUUCUGGGGAGGGAUGUCUGACAAAGUGGGCCGCAGACAGUGCCUCCUCAUUUGCAUGUCCACGAAUGGCUUCUUCGCCUUCCUGUCAUCUUUUGUCCAGGGAUACGGCUUGUUCCUCCUUUGCCGUCUCGUCGCAGGCUUCGGGAUAGGAGGCGCUGUGCCCAUCGUUUUCUCCUUCUUUGCAGAGGUGUUGUCCAGGGAGAAGAGAGGAGAACACCUCAGCUGGUUGUGUAUGUUCUGGAUGAUUGGAGAAAUCUAUGCAUCUGCUAUGGCCUGGGCCAUCAUACCACACUAUGGUUGGAGCUUCAGUAUGGGCUCGGCGUACCAGUUUCACAGUUGGAGGGUGUUUGUGGUCGUCUGUGCCCUGCCCUGUGUGUGUGCUGUGGUGGCACUUACCUUCAUGCCCGAAAGCCCCAGAUUCUACCUCGAGGUGGGGAAGCAUGAUGAAGCCUGGAUGAUCCUCAAACAGAUCCACGACACCAACAUGAGAGCGCGUGGGCAACCGGAGAAAGUCUUCACUGUAAACAGGAUCAAGAUCCCUAAACAGCUGGAUGAACUGGUUGAAAUGGAAUCAGAAUCUGGCAAUCCAGUUUCCAAGGUUUUCUUUAGGAUAAAGGCUGAAACACAAGGGAUCUAUAUGAAUCUUGUGAAGUGCUUCAACUACCCUAUGCGAGAAAACAUGACACGCCUGGCUAUAGUGUGGUUCACGCUCUCAUUCGGGUAUUAUGGCCUGUCUGUCUGGUUCCCUGAUGUCAUCAAACACCUUCAGGCUGAUGAGUAUGCCUCCAAAGUGAUGAUACACAACAAUGAACGCAUUGAAGACUUCACCUUCAACUUCACCCUGGAGAACCAGAUACACAGAAAUGGCCUCUUCAUUAAUGACCGAUUCAUUAAUAUGAAGUUGAAGUCCGUCACCUUCAUUGACUCUACCUUUCGUAACUGCUACUUCGAUGAUGUGACAUCAGUGGGAUCCUCCUUCCGUAACUGUACUUUCAUUGAUGCAUUCUUCUACAACACAGACAUCGAUGAUUCCAAAUUGAUAGAUGGCACAGAGGUGGUCAACAGCACAUUCACUCACAACAAAACAGGAUGCCAGAUGACAUUUGAUGACGACUACAGCGCCUACUGGGUCUACUUCAUCAACUUCCUUGGGACCUUGGCUGUUCUGCCCGGCAACAUUGUGUCCGCCCUUCUCAUGGACAAAAUUGGGCGUCUGUCCAUGUUAAGUGGCUCCAUGGUGCUCUCAGGCAUCAGCUGUUUCUUCCUGUGGUUUGGCACCACUGAGUCCAUGAUGAUUUUCAUGUUGUGCCUUUAUAACGGCCUGAGCAUCUCUGCCUGGAACUCCCUGGAUGUGGUCACUACUGAGUCAUUCCCUACUGUCAGGAGAGGAACAGGCUUUGGGUUCUGCAACGCUCUGUGUAAGCUGGCUGCAGUCCUGGGGAACCUGAUUUUUGGUUCUCUCGUCAGCCUCACCAAGGCCAUCCCCAUCCUCAUGGCCUCGUCAGUGCUUGUCGGUGGAGGCCUGGUUGUACUCCGGUUGCCUGACACUAAGUCAAAUGUCCUCAUGUAACACCAGCUUGGCGUUCAUUGGCUGGGAUAAAACCUGGUUAAAACCUGGGUGAAUCCAAGAGGAUGCCCAGGGAUUGUUGGGUAAGGAAUGCAAAUUGCUUGGUUUGUUCAUGUUUUAACACUUGUUAUCCCAUUUCACAAAUGUACCUUAAGUAAAUCCGGGUAGCAACCCACCUUUUCAUAGUGUGUUUGACUUUAUAUCAGUCAAACUCUUUACUUUCUGUGUAAGUCAAUAAUAAGCUCAAUCAUUUUGUGAGUGUUCUGUCUAGAGAGUUCCCAUGACAGAGCUGGGAGUUUGCACAGAGUUUUGGCACUGAGACUUUGAUGGAGUUUUGUUCAGUGACGGGUUGCACCUUCCAGCUGCAGCUAUAACCUUUCGCGGUGUCACUGCAUGGUUAAAGCUCGAGGCUUUUAAUAUUGAUACAGUCUUAUUAAGACAAGCCAGAUGGGGAGAAAAGUGAAAAACAAGCUGUAAUGAGCACAGUCUACCUGCUGUUUGACAACAUUGGGAAUAGAUGAUCAGACAGAGCGGACACACGACACAGCUGUAUGACAGCUGGCUUGCCCACAGGACCCACAUGCACAGGGCAUGUUGUAGACUGAUUGCAGAAAGUCAACCCAUACUUUAUGUGCAAAUAUGUGUCUUAAAAUAGACUGACACUCACAUAUACCUACACUUUUUUUCCACUCAGCACUUACAUCAUUCUGUACACACAAUACUGUAUUUUGCUCAACAUGACAUUUGCUCAGACAUCUGCAACCUUUUCAGAGUUGAUCAUAGUACGACACCAAGCCCUUUGCAUUACCUACCCAGCCAAGAAUCAAAAAGGCCAUAUUGAAAAACUGUAUUUUCUUGUACCAAUAAUUGUAUUGUAUGUUGAAUCCGAGGAUGUUCAUUUUAUUUUAUGCUGUGUUAUUGUGGAAGUUGGAAUGAUGAAUUAUUCACUUUAUCCAAAUGUUGUUAGUCCAGCUCCCCUUCCACCUGUGUAUUAUUGUACAAAGGCUCUCUGAUGAGCUGUCCUUCUGAUUCUCGUUAGCUUUGUGUUGGAUCUUGCUUGUGGCAGUGACAUUGAUAAUGACGUGUCAUGCCGUUUCCUUUUAAAUAUACUGAAUGGCCUUUUUUAAAUGUGCCUCUCCUUAACUGGAGCAGUCUGCCCAUAGUCAUGUAGUGUCCCAAGGUUAUAAGGAACAGACAGAAACUGAAUAGAAAGUGCAUAGAUAAAAUAAUUAUGGUGUUUUUGUGAAUAUAUGUGAAAUAUGUGGCCAAAACAAUAUUUUAGUAGGGUGUGAAUUCAUUUUUGGUCUAAACCUCAUCUCUUCUGUUAGACAUCCCUAUUUUAAUAGAACUUUUAUUCCUGUGGGAUAAGCCUCUCCUGAAAACAGUUGUUACAAAAGGUAACAAUGAGCCAAAACAUGAUCAAGCGGUGUAAGUUACCAUGCAUGACUAUAAAAGUAAAAAUGUAAGUAAGUAUACAAUCAGGGCAAAAUUGUGCCACCCAUGACAAAAAUGUCUCCUAAGGAAACUUUUUGGCUUUUUUGACUUUGUAUCUUAAAUUAUCUUGGAAAAAUUCAUUUCAAAUUGUGUUUGCAUAACUGUUGAAAUUGUGCAAAUACAAAACCAGAUGAUAAAUUUGAGCUCUGUCAUUUGUAGUGAUUUUGUGAAAAAUCUACUUUUGCCAUAAUCUCACACUUGAAAACAUACCUACCUUGUACUAAUUAUUAUGUAAUCUGUCUUUCAACAUUGAAACCUCAAUGCAUACUGCUAAAGAUAAUGAUAAUAAGAUAAAAAUAAUAAAGAUAAUAUAAGAUCAUGUCGCUAAUUUCAAAGUGUUAAA
Molecule: messenger RNA, 4233 nt
Organism: Seriola dumerili (greater amberjack)
Lineage: Eukaryota; Metazoa; Chordata; Actinopteri; Carangiformes; Carangidae
Gene: sv2ca
Product: synaptic vesicle glycoprotein 2C
Exons: 12
Coding region: 195-2399 (734 amino acids)
Biological process (GO): chemical synaptic transmission; transmembrane transport
Cellular component (GO): membrane
Molecular function (GO): transmembrane transporter activity
Source: RefSeq, a predicted model, not a curated record